AAUUCAGCAAACCAUCAGUUUUUUCGAGGCCCAGUUAAAUAUUGUACUCCCUCAACACCCAGCCCGGCCCAAGAUAUUUCACUUACUGCCUCUUUCUACUUUUGCCGCAUAACAUUUGGUUGAGACGAAAGAUCGAACGUCUGGGCUUCACAAAACCAAGGCAAAGCGAGACCAGCAGCAGCAGAAUCAAGCAGAGGUGAAGAGAGAGAACUCACGAUGGGUUUCAUGUUUAGGGUGAGGUUGUCGGCGUUCUUCGCCGGCGCCGCCGCGGCAUCGGUGGGCGGAUUCUUGGGCGGAUUCUAUUAUCUGUACAAGGAUUACAUGAUAGCUCAACAAGCCAUCUCUCAGCAGGUUAAAGAUAGCUAUGACUCUCUCGAGGGGCGUUAUGAAGCUCUGACAGCAAGAGUUGCCGCUUUAGAAAACUCAAAGACCAUCGAAACUACAGCAAAUGUUGAGGGAUCUGAAUAGUUGUGAUAUUCUUCAGUGAAUAAGUUUUUAUUCUUGUGUUGUGAUGAGUUCUUGUUGUUUUCUUAGUCAAAAAUUACAAUGUUGAGAUCUCCAUGAGUCUGAAUUGAGGAGGUUCAGAAUGUUUUGAUAAAAGCUACUAUGCCAGGGUGAUCUAACUUGUAUUUCUUUUCAUCCUGACAAUUGUAUCUCGAUAAUGGCUGAGACUGACAUUUUAUGUUUCCUAGUUCUCAUAUGGCUCCAGGGCCUUGAAAGCUUCCGUUUUGACUUUGAUUUA
Messenger RNA from Asparagus officinalis (garden asparagus), 742 nucleotides. RefSeq lists its product as uncharacterized. Bases 217 to 468 code for a protein of 83 amino acids. NCBI's taxonomy places the organism in Eukaryota, Viridiplantae, Streptophyta, Magnoliopsida, Asparagales, Asparagaceae. The record is from RefSeq and is a predicted model, not a curated record. The transcript is spliced from 2 exons.